GCGGCCCACAGUGCCCCCGCAGCUGCCGGCAGCGGCAGCCCCGCGUCGAGGCGAGGCGGCAGGGCGGCAGUGUCGUGGUAUCAGCAGUCUUUGGCGUUGGCUUGGUUUCGGUUCAUCCCGCGGGUCGGGUCAGCCCGACGGGCGGCAAGGCCAAGUCAAGUCAGUUCGAGUCGGAGUCGACGCGGCCGCCAGUGAUCGCCGUCCCGUCCUCGCGGCUGCUGCGGGUUGGUGUUGGUGGCGCGACGACUGACGAGACGACGCGGGCGCGACGUUCCAGUGACGUUCCAGUGACGGUCCAGUGACGCGACGAGUGCUUCGGUUCGGGACGGGAUCUGCUGCAGCGCGGUGUUGUCGCCAGCGCCGUCCCCACCGCGGCCUCACUGCCCCUGGCAGGCUGGGGCACACCGCCCCCCGCCAAUGGGUCGCGCACAAUGCACUCGCGGCCCUUUAGGCGCGCGGCGCUGCCGGAGAGGCCACCGCGACACUGAUAUCCCCAGUGCCGCGGCCUCGGGUUCAAGCGCCCCCCUGGUAUGGACGGCACGCGACGACGCCACCCGGAUGAGUCACUCCACCACCACCAGCUCGACGCGCGGCGGCCGGCGGUAGCGCCAUGAGGACGACCACGGUGCCCACUGCCGUCGCCAUGGACUCGGACAGCCCCGCCCUGCUCCCGGCCGUCGGCCUGACCGUCGCGAUGGCCUCGCCGCUCCGCGAGAAGACCAAAGUCCCCGAGGAGGCCGACGAUGGCACGCCGUCGGGGUUCGUGCUCCUCGCCCUGGACGCCGACACUAAGUGCGCCGCCGAGGAGGGCCUGGAGGUGCGCGUUGAGGUGUGCGUCGACGGGGCGCGCACGGCGUCCGCGGCCUCCGCAACGACCUGCGCGUCGUCCGCCGCGGCCGUCGCCAAGCCCCACCAGCUGCUCUACGGGCUGCACGACCAGCCGCCCGCCGUCAUGCUGCUGCUGCUCGCCGUGCAGCUCUGCUUCCUGGCCCUGCUGCACUGCGUGCUGCUGCUCAACAUCCUGUCCCCCGCGCUGUGCCUGCACUCCGAGGACCCCGCCCGCGCCGAGCUGCUGUGCCGGCUGCUGCUCGUCUCGGCCGUGGCCACCAUCCUCAACAACACGUCCUUCGGCGUCGGGCUGGGGGUGGUGCAGUCGCCCUGCGUGGCGUCCGUGGGCGCGGCGCUGCUGGUGGCGGCGCUGGGCCACGACCAGGGUGACCGGGACGAGGACGCCGACGACGCCACGCUGUGUCCGUCGCUGGCCGACCAGUUCGCCAUGGGCCACGAGAACAUGAAGCCUUUGUGGCAGCCGCGCGCGCGCCGCGUCCAGGCCACCCUGCUUAUCGCGUCCGCCUUCUCGGCGGUGCUCUCCGUGGCAGGCCUGCCGCGGCUCGUCGCGCGCUUCCACACCCCGCUCACCGGCGCCGUGGCCACCUUCCUCAGCGCCCUGCCCCUCGUGGGCUACUGCGUCAACGCCGCGGCCGGCAACUGGACCGGGGCGCUCUCGGGCGCGCUGGGCGUGCUGCUGUGCGGGCUGGCGCUGCGCUGGCUCGCCGUGCCCGUGGCCGUGUGCAGCGUCCGACGGGGCGGCCUGCGCGCGCGCAUGCUGCCCGCCGUGUCCAUGCUGGCCGUGUUGGUGCCGCUGCUGGUGGGCUGGGCCACCUGCGCCGUGCUCACGGCCACCGGCCUGCUCGCCCCCGACAACCGCCUCGUCACGUCGGACUGGCGCGAGGACCGCGUCCACGCCCGGGAGGUGUUCGCCAUCCCCUGGCCCGCGCCCUGGGGCUGGCCCAGCCUGAGCGGGGUGCCCUGGGUGGUGGUGGCCUCCUCCGUGGCCGCGGCCCUCGUCGCCAACACCACCUCCAGCCUGACCACGUUCUACGCGGCGGGCGCCUCGGGCGGCGAAGUGCCGGGCGGCCGCGCGCUGGAGCGAGGCACCCUGGUGACCAGCCUGGUGGCCUUCAUGGGGGCGCUGUGGGCGGCGCCCGCGCUCGUGGGCGGCGGCCAGGAGACGCCCGGCGUGGUCCCGCUCACCCAGGCGGGCCCGGUGACGGCGGCGCGGCUGGCGGGGGUGUUGCUGCUCAUCGUGUCCUUCCUCCCCGUGCUGGCGGCCGGCCUGGCCAGCGCGCCGCAGCCCCUCCUCGCGGGGGUGGGGCUCGCCGUCCUGGGGGCGGGCUCCGGCCAAGGCCUCAAGUACUUGCGCGGGGUCGACCUCAAGUCGCCGAGGACCUGCGUCGUGCUCGGCGUGUCCGUGCUCACCGGCCUGACUGUUGCCGGGCGCUUGGGGCUGCCGGCACUCUCCGCUAACGCUCGGCUGGAGGGCGUGGACGCGGUGGCUGCUGGGGUCGUGGCGGCGGGUCCGCUCGCCGGGGCCGCACUGAGCCUGGUGCUGGAGGCCGUGCUGGCCGUGCUGCCGCUGAGACUGCCGCGAGGAUUCGGACGAGGACUCGGCAUCCCGACGACGUAGCAGUGCGUAGCAGCAACAGCGACCUGGGCUCUAGGCGCAGUGACGUCGCAACCAGAUAAUCGUCAAAAUCUUCAAGCUGCGCCGUCAAUUCAGACAUCAUAAUCUGGUAACUUGACACGAAGAGAAUUCUUCACAUUUUGAUGGUCGGUGAGCGAGGUAUGGGAAGUGUAAAUAAUUUUGACUCUGACAAUCUGUCUUAUAUGGAAGUAGCUGUAACAUCGUGACAAUGUUUUGCUAAUCGAGUGAACUACUGCUGUUGUUAAUACGUACAAGAGUUUUUGACAUUUGUGAUAAAUUGCUUUUUGAAGCAUGUUGUAUAUAUUGUAAUUAUUUAUUAAGAAGCAGUGGAUGAAAACUAAUUUAGUGGUUAGACAGGCUUUCUUUGUGUUUUAUUAAUGCUUGGCCCUCAGCAAACUGUUUGAACAUAACACACCUUAGAUCAUUCCUAGUUCAAAUUCAACAUCGUAUGACUUGGUCUCCUGUGAAUUUGCUUUUUCCCACUGGAAAAAAGAAUUACUGACUGAUAGAAUGAAAAAGGGUGAUGUGGAUAGAAAAAAAAUAAUUACUUAACUAUUGUACUUGUUCCAUCCUCUUAGAUGCUUAGUAAAAGCCUAUUUAUUUUGUAUUUUUGUGAAAUUGUGUAAUAAUGUGAAGCUUAACAUGAUCUCAAAUACUUUGUAAAGAAUUGUAUUUUUAUUUUUAAAAGAGCAAUGUACAUAAUAAUGGAGUUUGUUUCUACAAUGAAAUUAUAAAGUAUCUAUAUUUUUGUAAGAGUAUGUUCAAAACAAAUCAGUUCAAUAAAAGAGUGCACAUACA
Messenger RNA from Thrips palmi, 3283 nucleotides. RefSeq names its product solute carrier family 23 member 2. The record is from RefSeq and is a predicted model, not a curated record. The coding region runs from base 611 to 2467 and encodes 618 amino acids. The transcript has 13 exons. Gene Ontology annotation, molecular function: transmembrane transporter activity. Gene Ontology annotation, cellular component: membrane. Gene Ontology annotation, biological process: transmembrane transport. Lineage: Eukaryota; Metazoa; Arthropoda; Insecta; Thysanoptera; Thripidae.